Nomia melanderi (Alkali bee) is the source of this 660-nucleotide messenger RNA. Lineage: Eukaryota; Metazoa; Arthropoda; Insecta; Hymenoptera; Halictidae. The record is from RefSeq and is a predicted model, not a curated record.
AUGUUGUCACCGUCUACCUUCAAGAUGAAGGAAAUAAGGAUAGCAACGAAAGUUGCUUUGCAAAAAUACUUUGACCCCAACCGUGACAAGUUGAGGGUUAAAGCCAUAAGACAUAUAAACAAAGGAGGCAUCCUCGUCGAAAUGGCGACAAAGGAUGACCUCCAGAAGCUCAUUAAGAGCGGAAAAGCUAACGAAAAGGGACUGAAGGUGACAGUCCCUACAAAGAAAAAGCCAAACUUCAAGUCACAAAACGAAGACUUGGCGACAGAUGAAAUAAAGCCGCUGUUUAAAACAGCAAAGGGCAAAAAUUGGGUGGUGGAAACAUCACCCAAAACAAGGGAAGCAAUAUUGAGCAGAGGCAGACUGUUCCUCGGAUGGCACGCCUGUCGCGUACGUGAUUACGUCGUGGCGGGUAGAUGUUUCCGUUGCCAGGCGUUUGGCCACAUUGCCAAACACUGUUGGGCGACGGUUGACACCUGCGGGCAUUGUGCCAAAGAGGGACACUGCUACAAAGAUUGCCCAAAUAAAGAAGAAAAUCCCUCUUGCAUAAACUGCAAGAGGGCCAAGCGUCCACACAACCACCCAUCCAGAAAGGAUGAGUGUCCGCCCUAUAAGAAGGCACUAGAGACCCUAGUCUCGAAAACAGACUACGGGGAUUAA